AAAUGAGUGAAAGAUCAAAAUAUCGUGACCGCAAAGGUACAAAGAGAGGAGCGAGUUUUGCAAAUAAACCAAGCAAGUCACGUCAUCGAUCGUUAAACAGAUUUGAAAUAGAGUCGCCGGAUCCCAAGAGCGUCGGCACGUCCGCUAAGAAGCUUAGGCUGUCUGAAAAUGCUCGUCAAGUUGAAGUAGAUGCAUUGUUCGGCUAUCGUUUGAUUAAUUUUGUGGCUGUGUUUUCUGCUUUUUCACAAGUUGUUGAGUGCAAAGUGUGCAAAUCGAACGUCACAUUUACUGAAAGUGGCAAACGUGGACUUGGUUUCAAGAUAGUUAUUUCUUGUGUCAACUGUGAGAAAACUGAAAUUUCUAAUAGUCCAUAUAUUAACCGAACAUAUGAAAUCAAUCGGAGAAUAGUCCUUGCCAUGCGAUUACUAGGAAUUGGUUUAUAUGGAUUCAAAAAGUUCUGUGCGUUCAUGGAACUGCCUCAGCCAAUUUUUCAUUCAUUCUAUGAUAAACUUAUUAAAACUAUUCAUGAUGCAACAGAAACUAUUUGUAAGGUUAGCAUGGCAAAAGCAGUAGAAAUAGAAAAAAAGAAUGUGCUGAAAAUGGAUUGGUAGUGUCAGGUGAUGGUUCUUGGAGGAAACGUGGAUUUUCAUCAUUAUUUGGUUUGGUGACAUUAGUAGGAUGGAGUACUGGAAAAGUGAUUGAUAUAAUUAUCAAAUCUAAAUAUUGCAAGGCUUACGAAUAUUGAGAAAAAAAAUCUGAUACUGCAGAAUAUGCUGAGUAGCUGGAAACAGAUGCAAACCAAUAACCACGAGGGGUCGACGGGUAAAAUGGAGGUCGACGCAGUUGUCGAAAUGUUUCAGCGUUCUGAAAGUUUAUAUGAAGUGAAAUACGGCAGAUACAUAGGUGACGGUGACUCUAAGACAUUCAAAGGUAUUUUAAAUGCUGAGCUUUACGAGAAUUUCACAAUACAAAAGAAGGAAUGCAUCGAUCACGUUCAGAAAAGAAUGGGAACUCGGCUAAGAAAUUUGAAAAAAGAAGUAAAAGGUCUUGGCGGGAAAGGAAAAUUGACAGGCAAGCUCAUUGAUGAGCUUUCAAUGUACUACGGCUUGGCCAUCCGCAGGAAUCAAAAUUCAAUAGAAAAGAUGAGAAAUGAAAUUUGGGCAACGUUGUACCACAAGCUGUCGACAAAUGAAAAGCCACAACACGACAAGUACCCGUCCAGUGAAAGUUCGUGGUGUUCGUGGUAAAAGGCAAAAGCCACCAAUACUUUAAAUACUUAUUCACACAAGCAAGCUCUUCUACAAACAGUUUUUAACGCCAUGAAGCUCAUCUACGAAGAGUUGAGCAGCGAUACCUUCUUACACGGUGUUUAGGUGGCUUCACACAGAACAGCAAUGAAAGCUUCAAUGCUACGGUUUGGUCAAUAGCCCCAAAAUCAACAUCAAGUGGGAAAACUGUCCUUGAUUUUGCAGGAAAUCUUGCUGUGUGUAUCUUCAACGAUGGAAGAAGCAGUAUUAUGCAAAUUAUGGCGGUUUUAGGCAUGACCAUAGGGCUAAAUUGUUAUAACUUCUGCGUUGAUGCGGACGACCGCCGCAUCGAGUUAUCCGACCGAUCGUUGACUGAAGCUGCAAGAACAUCUCGGCUUGCUUUAAAAUCAGACAGGAAGGAUGAAGAAGAGAAAAAUAUCAAUUUGGAAGGCUAAUUAUAUGGUGCAGGCAUUGCAGGUUAAAGGUAUAAUCAAAUUUUCUGCUAUAGAAUGUUAUUCAAAACUUUGAACACGUUUUUCUAAGAACUGCAUUUUUCUAAUUGGGCGAAAUGAUAACUCCUACAAAUCUUUAUCGAUUCUCUUGAACUUUUGAGGGUGACUUUUCAGAUACAUUAUCUAGUGGAUAGCGUACGGAUUUUGCAAUAAGUUAUAAACUUUCAUUUUUAUAAACAA
Molecule: messenger RNA, 1939 nt
Organism: Harpegnathos saltator (Jerdon's jumping ant)
Lineage: Eukaryota; Metazoa; Arthropoda; Insecta; Hymenoptera; Formicidae
Exons: 1
Coding region: 771-1247 (158 amino acids)
Source: RefSeq, a predicted model, not a curated record